AUGCAAAUUGCAGCUCGAAACAACCUACUUUGGAUUGCAACAAGGCAUAGUAGUAAUACUGUUCAAGCCAACCGAUUAUUUGAACUGUACAAAAAUGGGAAACUGCAGGUAGUAACCUCCCAUACCAAGAUACAAGAUGAUUUCAAUUCAACUAGAUCGUUACCUAUGGUAGAGUUCCCCAAAAACCGGAUAUUCACAGAGGUUGAGAACGAUACAAAAGUAGGCAACUGGAGGAAACCUAUUACCAAGUACUAUCGACUUGGUAUUUCGCUUCUAAAAUUUUACAGAGAUGGGAUUCAAAAUACAUAUGCAGUUUAUCGCGAUAGCCGUCGCUUCCUCAAGGGUUUUGGCUCCCAAAACUAUAAAGAUGCAAUACCCUCCAUGCUCAGAAUAAUCGAAUCUCAAGAGCUGCAACUAAAAAGAAAUGUAUUAACAAAUAACACCAAUGAUUUAGCAUUUAAGAGAGCUGAUUUAGUGGAAAUGAUGAGAAGAAAUGAGAUAUAUAAGCUACCAAACUUCUUCAUUAUAUGUCUGGUUUUUGAAGAAUUGACAGCUGUGCUAUGCUAUUUCUUUCCUCAAGUUGCUCCAAGAAAUUGUAUGACACCUGGUGGAUACUUCAAAAUAUCUAACAAAAAAAUCGAGCAAUUCAAGAAACUUACCAGAGAAGUAAUUACGGAUAGCGAACAAUAUUUACCGCCCUAUGCACUUUCAAAUUCCCAGAUUUAUGGUAUCAUUAAAAACUCGGAAAUGCCUAUUUCAAGAGGAAAGUUGUAUUUACGCAAUAUGUUUAAUAUAAAGGAUAAAUUGAUACAGGACUUAACUAUAUGGUAUCAAUACAUUUAUAUUGAUGAUUGGUAUCUAGUAACAACUCUACUGAAAGGGAAGGAACUACGUUUAGAUAGAUCAGAGCUUGUAAAUUGCAUUUAUGAACGUAAACUGUACCAAAAAGGUGAAAAUUUAAACGAAAUGAUGCUAUCGAAAGAAGGUACUGAUACCCUGGUUCGCAGAUUAAUAGAUUACUGGUCAUAUAGGUUUGGUAACACAAUCAUUAUCGAUGGAAAACUCACCUUUAAUGAAAAGUGGGGAAUUACAAACUUAAAGUCCAUGCUCCCUGAGAAUACGUUAACAAUAGGUCGAUAA
Messenger RNA from Nakaseomyces glabratus, 1140 nucleotides. It is a transcript of the gene PNT1, whose product is annotated as Pnt1p. The record is from RefSeq and is a predicted model, not a curated record. Lineage: Eukaryota; Fungi; Ascomycota; Saccharomycetes; Saccharomycetales; Saccharomycetaceae.